Molecule: messenger RNA, 8624 nt
Organism: Cyanistes caeruleus (blue tit)
Lineage: Eukaryota; Metazoa; Chordata; Aves; Passeriformes; Paridae
Source: RefSeq, a predicted model, not a curated record
GCUGUGCAGCUGUUGCAGAAGACUGAAGUUGUUUAAAAAAAUAUUUUUUUUCUUUCCUGUCUAAUGAAAAGAGAUUUUGAAGGGAAGAAAGAGCUCCCUCAGUUUUAUGUUUUAUCUUUUUUAAAUUCAAGAGGUGGCAGAGAAGGCAGCAGGUGCCCCUUUGUGCCAAGAAUGUUUUUGGCAAACUUUUCCCCCCAUGCCAGUCUCAGCUCAGGCUUUGGAAGAGGGAGGAAAGUUCUGUUUUACAUUCCUUGAUAAACCUGCAUCAAAUCUGCUGAGAGAUCCUGAGAUGGGAGAGCUGGGGGAAGAUUUUCCUCCCCUUUUUGUCCUUUUCUACCCUUUUGCUGUUGUAUUUCUUGCUGUGUUUUUGAUUUCUUGCUGGUUAUAGAACACGGAAGUUCCUGCUGCUGCAGGGAGGGAAGGAGAUGCCAGAGCAGUGGGCAAUGCUCCUUUAAAGGCAAAUAUCGCCCUUUGUUAAUUGGUGUGGGUAAUGAGAAGCUUUCUGCUUGAUGUUUGUGACCAGCUGGUCUCCCAAAAAGGAGACUUGGAUGGGUCCUCUGCAAAGGAGCUCCUGGGACUUCUGCCAUCUCUUGGAUGCAGCUCUGGGCCUUAGAUAUCCCCAGGUUUUUCUGGUGUACAACUUCAAUUUUAACACGUCAGCUCCUCUCAGACUUGGUACAAAAGGUUUCCACAUCUUUUAGUUUGGAAGUGUGGCCAAAGCUGUAUUUUACAGACAAUGUGAGACUGAGGUAGAAAAGAGAGGGAGAUUUUUCUUGCAAAGCAGAGUCACAUAAUGGACCCAUCUCUCCUUUAUGUUAUUUGUGCUUCUCCCAGGAUUUCAAGAGGAUUGGUCCACCCACAAGUGGCAUAAUACUAUUAAAAAUAGGUUAUUAAUACAUCCCACCAGAGAGCAGAGACAAAAGUAUCCCCACCCAGGGUGCAGUUCUUAGUUCAUUAUGUGUGUUUUGUGAAACCUUUCUCCCUCAUUUCAUCCCCAGAUUUCUGUUCCCCAUGGUCAGGACUGCAGUGCUGAGCACCUGCCUGGGUCAAGCCAGUGCAGCACUUCUCUGAGCAGCAGCUCAAACUGUCAGUUAAGCAAAAUAUUCCUUUUUCUUUGCCAGCUGGAGCUGUUUUCAGUUCAUUUGUUAUUCAUCAGACCAUGGAUUUUUCUAGGAACAUCAGCAGAUGCUGAUCACAAGGGGCUGCAGGGUAGAAAGUGGGAGAAUUCUCUUUAGACCCCAGACAUUCCUGUUCUCCCUCUCCCUGGGGAGCAUUGCUCCCUCUUACAAAACCUUUUUUUAGCCCGUGAUCCACAGAAAAAGCACAAAUUUUCAGUGCCAUUCCCACAGGAACCAUGCAGGAAUGUUGGGUUGUUGGUUUUAUUUUCUUUUCCCCCCAAGCUGGGAGCUGAAGGGCAAAAUCUCUAAGUGCUUUUUGAAGGGAGGGCUGUGUGAGGUUUUCCUGAUUCCUUUCACAUGGGCCAAGGAGGAGCUGUUCUGUGGUAAAUCACAUUCCCUGCAGAUGAAAUCCUGAUCCUGGGGCCUCGAGCCGUCAGAUUUUGGGUCCUUCUCCUUUCCCCACCUCCAUGCAGAAUUCCCAAUCACAACAGGGGAAGCUGAUGGUGGUGUUUUGUUCCAAUGACAAGGAACAAAACUUAUCCAAUGAUAAGGCUCUUAUCCAUGAAUAAACAGAGAUUUCAUGAGAGGUGAGGUUCCUUUGGGACAGUCAGAGAGCUCCACUCCCAGCACUGAUGGUGGUUCUCUCUGUAUCACCUCUUAGGACAGGUUUUGCUGUAAUGUUUGUUGGGUUUGUGUUAUUUUGGGGAUUGGGAUGAAGCAGUGCCAGUGUCCUGAGAAAUUAAGUGGAGAUACUGAAAAUUGUGCUGAAAAAAACAUUUAAAGGAGGCUGAACAAAGGAAAGAGAAAUGCUAAGAAUAAUCCAUAAAGGUUAAAAAAAAUUAUUUCUGAGCUAAAGGCUGCCCUGGGGAAGGGAGCCAUGUGUUGUGUGUUAUGCACAGCCCUGCUUUAAGCCAAACAUUUCAGCAACUGAGUGAAAAGAGCAAAGCUGAGGUGAUGGAAUGAGGGGGGUGCAUCAUGUUGUGCAAAUGAUCCCGAGCUUUCUGUUCCCAAGGCCUCUCUUUGUGCAUUGUGGAUUUUAUGCAACUUUAUUCACCAUUCCUUCCCUCCUGACAGCUGCUCAGAGCCUGCUGCUUCCCAGAGCUCGGGAUGUGCAUCCCUGGAUGUUGGCUCAGAAAAUCCCAGCUCCCUACAAAGGAGAAUCUGGGGAAGACAAAGCAGAGUCAGUUCUGUGCCCUUCCCUGCUCCUCUUUCCCUGUUAUAUCACAUGGAUUCCCUUGGUGUCAUGAGUUCCACUGCUUUGAGAUAGAAACCAGUGCCAGGAAUGUUUCUGCUGCCCAAAUAUAGUCAGCAUGACAGAUCCUGCCUGGAGUCCAAACCAAAUAUCCACGCUCCAGAACCUCUCAAACUCAGCAGAACUCUGGAGCUGCAGCAGCAGUUGCCUGGUGAAGAAUGGGGUGUAUUUCCAGCAGUGUCAGCAAGGAUUCUGGUGGCUCCAGAGGAGCAGGGACUUUGUCAGGAGCAUUGCUGGUGUGCACAGCAAGGAGCUCCUGAGACUCCCUCUGCUCCAUGAGCUGUAUCUGGGAGUCCUGAGUCUUCUCCUCAUCUGACUCUCGUUUCCCUAAAAAACAAAGUUUGUCUUGGCCUCAAUGCUGAGCUGGUUUCUCAGCAAAUAUUUGGCUUGAACUUUAAUCAUUAUGAAAGCUUCCUGCAGCCAGGGGUUUGGUGGGGUUGGAUGUGCUGAAUUUUGGUGUAGAUGGGCACAGUGGAUGCGGGGAGAGAAGGCAAAGUGCUUUCCAAGAAACUCUGCUUUCUGAUCCACCCAGGGAUCACCUGACAGGGGAGCAGGAUCCUAAAAUGUCGCAGUAGUUGUGAAUCAUCUCUGCAGCCCAAGAUUCCCAGUCAGCCAGCACAAGAUAAAACAGAUCAUGUGCAGCACAGUCUCUUCUCAUUCAGAAUCGUUCUGUGACUCAUGGAAAAGGGUUUUCUUGGCUAUGCUGACCCUUGGUAGCUGUAUGGAGAAGUAUUCAGGAACAGUGAGGUCCUAAAAAUGCACUUUACUAAAGCUUUGUGCACUCAGCUGUGCUGAGAUGUAUUUCACAAAAACUUUUACCUUCUUUAUAUUAUGAAGAAAAUUUUUGGCUCCCUCAGGCAGUGCUUGGAGAUUGUGAGUCCUCAAUAUUUAAAGCUUGGGUUCUUCUGCUCCCCUUCACAAAAAUGAGUGCCACAAAAAUAAGGCACUGAGUGGGUGCCUGGAGGGUUUCAGGUUCCUGUUCUGACAGAUUCCACAUUGACCUCAGGCAAAUCUCUUCACCUGCUCUGAGUCUGUCCAAGGAGCAGGACAAAGCUCUACCCUGAGUCUGGACUGGGGGACAUUCACUUGCCCCAAAGGACCAGGCUGCUCCAGCAGGAGGAGAAGUGGGUGUGCAGUGCAUAAAUUAAUGUCUCUCUCCAGCACUGCCGAGUCUUCCUGGCUCUGGGAGAGGCACUUAAAGCUGUUCUGUGACUGAAACUCAAUGUUCUUCCAGCUCUGUGUUUGAUAAAAAUAUUUUUCUUGCAAGACAGUGCUGCCUUACUGGAGAAGAGCUCUUGGCUGGAGGUCUGGAGUCCCAUUCCGAAGCAGGUUUUUCCUUCAAGACUCCUCUCUCAAUCAGCCUUUCAGUUCUCAUCUGCAUGCUCUAAAAGAAAUUUUGAGAAUUUGGGCACUCAAGGCAUAGAUCAGUUGAGUUUCUCCCUUGGUGCUGUGAUUGCAGCUCAAACCACAAACAGGGCUGCAUUUGCAUCUAUUUCAAGCUCCAAAUGCAGGAUUUUUACAGUCAUGCACAGGCACAUUCCUUCUGCCAGUGGUGCUCCUGAGGAAGGAGGAAUCAUCCCUAGAAAGCUGCAGCAAGCAGCUGAGGGCAGCCAAUUCCACAGGAGGGAGAGCCCUAGACCAUGCUUUCUGCUCUUCCUCUUGCUCUCAGCUUCCCUUUGUAAUUCUGUCCCUUGUUUCCUUGCCUGUUACUCCUUAUCCUGUCCUUCUCCUGGGGUCUGAACCACUGCUGCACUUCGUGGUGUUUUUUCUUGGUGAGAAUUGAAAAUGUUCAUGAAAUUCUACACCCAGACUCACUUACUUAUCCUGAGUUGGUUAAAAGCUCCAGGCCAGCUUUAGGCUGAAAAUAUAUGAAACUAAUAAAAUGUUGCAGGCUUGAUUAUGAACUAGGGUGGAAAAAAUUCCAAUUAAAGCACUUUUUAUUAUUAAAAUUACAAGGCUUUUCUGAAAACUUUCAAAUGCCUCAGAUGCCCCUAAUGAAUUUUUACAUGACCUUCUCCCUCCCCGGCAUUUGCUGGUGGCAAUGGGAGCUUGCAGAGUUCUUUUUCCUCUGUCUGGUCCUGAGCUGGGGUUGAGUUCACCCCACUUCAGGACCAGACAGAAAAGCGCAGCUUUUGUCUCUGGAAACCUGAGAAUUUCUGAGUGAGCUUUCUCAAAAAGCCUUGAAUUGAUUCUUGUCUGGAGCUUGGAGAUGCCUCAAAGAAUCUGCCAGCUGAAGACAAGCUGACAAACCUCUCCAAGCCAGUCCUCCAAAACAAGAGUGGCCUGAAAACAGUCAAUAACCCAAGCACACCAGAAACUUGCAGAUGCCCAGCCAAGUUUGAUGGAAGAGGGUCUGGUGUUUACUUUUGUAUGAGUUUGUAAACUCCCCGAACAGUUUCCCAAGCAGAGAGCCCAGACUGCUCUCCCAGCAUCUCAUUUUUCAUCCUGAGGACAGCCCCAGCCCGUGACAAAUGAUGUGGAGCAUCCCCAAUGACACAUUCCAAGGGGUUGAUGUCUCCCUUCUGGAUUCCUUUUGCUGCCUCCUCCCCCUGUGGUUUGUUGUGGGGGUUUUUUUUUGUUUUUUGGUUUUGGGUUUUUUUAUUACUAAAGCUGACAACUGCAGAUUUGCCUUCUGUUGCUCACACAGUUAAAGAGAAGAGUUUGUGUCCACCCCAGCUUGUUUCACUUUGCUGCUGCUCCUCCGCCAGCCCAAAUUUCAGCUGCAGUAACACAAUCCCACUUGGCAGAGCCUGAGAGAAUCUUUGCCACAUUGGAAAGAGGCUUAAUGUAAAGUCUACUUUUUUCUUCUUCUUUUUUUUUAAUUUUUUUUUUUUUUUUAGAGCUUUUUCAAACUUCCCUGGUUGUGCACAGCUCUGGCAGUAGCUGCAUGGCUGCUCACAAAUGGUCCAAAUGUGAGCUCAAGGAUUACAGAUGCAUUCUGUGAAGGGAAUAUCUUGAGUGCUUGUCCCAAAAACUCCUCAAGAACAACAUGGAUCAGGCUGAACAACUUUCUUCAGGCAGAAGGAAAAGCUCCUUGUCCCUGGAGAAGAAAAAGAGCAGUGGCUGGAGAACCACACUGGGGUUUUUGUGUCUGUUCCCUGUGCUGGUUUUGCUGGUGGUUGUGGAAUAUCCAGCUGGAGCUGCAGUUCAUGAAAUUCAGGAUGAUGUCCCGGGCUCAGCUCUGCUCAUCCCAGCUCCUCCUCGGCCUGCAGCGCGGAGCAGGCGAUACACGAUCACCCCAGGCCACCUCAAGUGGGACCACUUCAACCUCACCUACAAGAUCCUGUCCUUCCCAAGGAACCUCCUGAGCGCCAGGGACACGCGCCGGGGGCUGGCAGCUGCAUUCCGCAUGUGGAGUGAGGUGUCCCCAUUCAGCUUCAGGGAGGUCCCACGGCACCUCCCCAGUGACCUCAAAAUCGGUUUCUACUCCAUCAACCACACAGACUGCCUGGAGUCUCUGACCCACCACUGCUUUGAUGGCACCACAGGUGAACUGGCCCACGCCUUCUUCCCACCCCACGGAGAAAUCCACUUUGAUGACCAUGAGUAUUGGAUCCUGGGGAACACCAGGUUCAGCUGGAAGAAAGGGGUUUGGCUGACAGACCUGGUCCAUGUGGCAGCCCAUGAGAUUGGACACGCCCUGGGCCUCAUGCACUCGCUGAACCCCAAUGCCCUCAUGCACAUCAAUGCCACCCUGACGGGCAAAAAGAGCAUUUCCCAGGAUGAAGUGUGGGGAAUCCACAGGCUCUAUGGUGAGGAAUCUCUGCAGGCCUUGCCUAAAGUGGCAACUGGAUGCUGUGGAGCAAUCGUGGUGUCACAUUCCACCUCCUGUUGUUGUGCUCCUGCUUUAGAUCGUUCCCCAUCCCAGCUUCACCUUGUUCUUCCUGACAUUUCACCUAAAUCUGGUUGUUCAGUCUCCCCCAACCACUCUAACACCUCAUCUCCUCCUGUUCCAGGCUGUAAGGACAGGUUAUUUGUGUGCCCAGUAUGGGCAAAAAAAGGCUUCUGUGAGAAGCGCAGGAAGCUGAUGAAGAAGCACUGCCCAUCCAUCUGUGACUUCUGCUAUGAAUUCCCAUUUCCAACAGUGCCCCCCACUCUGCCCCCAUCAAGGACCAAAACCAAGACAGUUUCUGAGGGCAGGAAUGUCACCUUCCGCUGUGGGCAGAAGAUCAUUCAUAAAAAAGGCAAAGUCUACUGGUAUAAAGAUAAGGAACUUCUGGAAUAUUCAUAUCCAGGUUAUUUAUCCCUAAAUGAAGAUCACAUGAGCAUCAUUGCAAAUGCAAUUAAUGAAGGAACUUACACUUGCAUAGUGAAGAAAAAAGAAAGAAUCCUGACUACUUAUUCCUGGAGAAUCAGACUGAAGCACUGACACAACCCUGGAAGGAGCCCUUCAGUUCCUGCUCCUUCUGCUUCCAGUUGUUUCUUCAGCAUUUUAGAUUUAAUCUCCAGUAGUGCAACUAAAUUCUCCAUCAGCUGCUUCAGUACCUUGGGCAAAAGAGACUGGGACUGGUUACUGGAAUGUCAAACUCUUCCAGAUUAAUUUUAAUGUUAAAGAAUUUAUUGACCAUUUGCUGAACAAAGAAUUAAAAAACUUUUUUUUUUUUUGUAAGAAAAGCAUCAGAUGCAGCUGUGUGGGGCACUGUGAACUGCUUCAAACCAGGAGCAGACUCUACUGCAGUCCCUGGGACAGUGGAAUGGCAGGAAAAGGACAAGUUUAACAUUCUCCAAGUGUUUUCCUGCCAUUUUUCACAUCCUGGUGCACUGCAGUAGAAGAAAUGACAAGGCUAAGCCUUAAUACUACUUUUAUUUCACUUGUCAGGAGGAUGAGGAUCACACAAACCCUGUUUUGCUCCUCAGUUGUCUGUUCCAACACGUUCAAUUCAAGGAUCCACAGAACAGCUUUUUUCCCCCAAGUUCUUUCCUGUGGUUUGAGGGUUUUCCUCUUAUCCCAAGAUGCAUUUAUUGCUCAGAGCUCUGUCCUUGACAGGUCUGAGCUGCUCAGAGUUUGGUCCCUGUAGGGUCUGAGCCUUGAGGUCCUGUGGGAGAUGAGGUGAUCUCCUCCCUCAGGAUGAGGUAGAAGUGCCACAUCCAGCUGGAAAAGAGCUCAGGAGUGGCUGGCAAAGCUGGGGGCAGGGAAGCUGUGAAGGAAACAAUUCCAUGCCAUAGCCAAACUAUGCAGAGGGGUCAUGGUUUAAUCCUUCAGAGCUUCCCUGCACUCUGGCUUUUCAGUGGGUUCCUGGGGAAGCUUCUGGAAUCAGGAAUGUUUCAGCUGUUUCCCCUUCAGGGCUGAGGGGAACAGGAAAACAACAAGGCUGCUUUCCCAACUCACCACAACUGCAGCACGUUCACAUUCCAGCCCAAUGGCCUUUACCCAGGAAAACUCUCCAAAACAGACUGAAACUGAUAAAAUGUUUAUGAUUUGAGUUAAUCCCUUACUGGCCUGGUGCCAAGCUGUGAUUGCAGGAAAAUGUGGUGUUUUCCAGAUCUCCCUGUUCCCAGAACAAAGUGACAGCUUCACAAAUCAGGGGCUCCAGAGGAUGAGAUUCCAAAAUGAUUCCUCCACUCCUCUUUCCCCAGAAAGGACUGGAAUGUGGCCUUGCAUAACCACUAAAACUGAGUUCUUCUCUGGAUGGAAAAGGGGCAUAUUUAAAAAAAAGACCUUUCACAAAAAAUAAAGUUUCAAGUCUCCAUAUUGAAUCUUUUUGAUUUAUAAAACAAUAGAGUAACUUGUUUUGCACCACUGUAAAUACAUUUACAGAAAAAAAAUAUCUGGUCAGGGAGUAUCAAACCCAGCCCAGUUCUCUCCAAAGUUAACAGGACACAAAUCUCAGAAUUGUAAUUUUUCUUUUUGCCCCAAAUAUAUUCAGACACAAACAAUUUACUUACUUAAAAUAAAAAAUAAACUCUUUACUGUCACCAACAUCCCACUUUGUUGCAUGUGAAGCAAUGAAAUCCUUCACACUAUGAAACAAUCGAAAAUUUAUUUUAAUUCUACAAAUUUACAAGGAAAACAAAACAAAAAAUUCAACAAAAAAACCUCUAAAAAUAGACAAUAAACUGUUCCAGGACUGUUAUUUCAAGUUGUCCUUUGUCACAGCUUGUGAUGAUCCUGGGGUUUUCAGGUAACUCCAGUCUUUUAAUGGAAUGCAGCAGUUAAACUCCACAUUGAUUUAUAAAACAAAAGCCUUGGAAUCUGUGGUAAUCUGUGAGUUUUUUUCACAGGGAAAAACAUCUGGUGCCCCUGACACAGAGAA